AUGGGCAUCAGCAGAGUUCCCGUGGUCAGCAUCGUCGCAUGCCUGCUCCCUGAGUACGGGAUCGGCUACCAGGGCCAGCUACCGUGGCGCCUGGCGCGUGAGAUGAAGUACUUCCGGCAGGCGACCACCGCGACCUUCGACCCUACAAAACGCAACGCCGUGGUGAUGGGCAGGAAGACAUGGGAGUCCAUCCCCGCACGCUGGCGGCCCCUGCCGGGGCGGCUCAACGUGGUCGUGUCGCGCACAUACACGUCGCCGUGGGCACACGACGAGAACGGUCACGUGAUCACAAGCAACUCGCUGCAGCAGUGCGUGCGCCAGCUGCAGGAGCAGGCCCGCGCGCUGGGCGUCGAGCGCAUCUACAUCAUGGGCGGCGCUGAGAUCUACAACCAGUCCUACGACCUCUGCGAUCAUCUGCUGGUCACCGAGCUGCAGGUAGCACCGGACGGCCCCGCCGUGCUUCUGGACACCUUCCUCGCCCGCGACGUGCUGGAACAGUCGUUCGCCAAAAACAGUGCGGGGCCGCGCGCCCUGCUGCCCCCGUCUGUCGAGUUGCCAGAGUGCCCCGCAACGGCCCUCGAGGAGGGAGGGUUUCAAUUCAGGUUCGCGCUAUACGACCAUUUAAAUCGUGACUAG
Messenger RNA from Eremothecium gossypii ATCC 10895, 636 nucleotides. RefSeq names its product dihydrofolate reductase (gene DFR1). The coding region runs from base 1 to 636 and encodes 211 amino acids. The transcript has a single exon. NCBI's taxonomy places the organism in Eukaryota, Fungi, Ascomycota, Saccharomycetes, Saccharomycetales, Saccharomycetaceae. Gene Ontology annotation, cellular component: mitochondrion. The record is from RefSeq and is marked provisional. Gene Ontology annotation, molecular function: NADP binding; dihydrofolate reductase activity. Gene Ontology annotation, biological process: tetrahydrofolate biosynthetic process; glycine biosynthetic process; dihydrofolate metabolic process.